UUGAUGACAGCUCUGCACACUUUUGGUGUUCUCUUAACCAGUUUCAUGAGGAAGCCACCUAUGAUGCUUUUCCAUCAGUAUUAAACACAUUCUCACACAUACAGAGCACUUGUAGGGUGAGGGACUAAAGCACUGAAAGAAAACUAUUUGGUGAUGGUGCAUCUAUAAUUCUGCAUAUUUGUGUGUUUUGAAAAUCAUAUAGGCUAACACCUUUCCCAAAUUAUAUUUGUUUUAGAAACAACCUUAUGCAUAAUCCGUUAGAUUAAAAUGCCUUAUUACUAUUAAAACAUACAUUCUGUCAGGUGUGUCCAAACCUUUGACUGGUACUGUACAUACACCCAGAUUUGAUUGACCCAACUUUGCACAAUGCUGUAGGCCACUAAGGAGGUGAUUGAGCGGGAAGCUCCAGGGAUGGCUCUGGCCAUGCUCAUGGGCUCCCUAAAUGUCACACCACUUGGCAUGCUGUCCAGACCUGUGUGUGGAAUCAGAGGCAAAACUCUCAUCAUUAAUCUACCUGGGAGCAAAAAAGGCUCACAGGAGUGCUUCCAGUUCAUCCUGCCUGCACUUCCCCAUGCCAUCGACCUGCUGAGGGACGCCGUGGUCAAAGUGAAGGAGGUGCAUGACGCGCUGGAGGACCUGCCCUCGCCACCACCGCCGCUGUCUCCUGCGGUCACCAGCCCGCACAAGCAGACCGAGGACAAGGGCGUCCAGUGCGAAGACGAAGAGGACGAGAAGAAGGACAGCGGUGUCGCCUCCACCGAGGACAGUGGCUCUUCGCACAUCACGCCGGCCGCCAUCGCUGCCAAGAGUAUGAUGUCCCAUUCCAACCAUGCUGUCAUGGCCAAAGGGGGGCAGCCGUUGACUGGCUUCGUCUCACCCACCACCACCACCCUCCCCUCUCAUUUCACCUGCCCCUGCAGCGACAAGAUCCCAGAUUCCAUCAUUUCACGGGGUGUUCAGGUGUUGCCACGGGAUACAGCAUCUCUCAGCACCACGCCCUCUGAGUCUCCACGUGCUCAACAGUCCCGCCUCUCCACUGCCUCCUGCCCUACCCCCAAAGCGCGGCUCACUUCCUGUUCAUCCACCUGUAGUGUCACAGAGGCGUCACGGAGAGAGUUCAGGGCGCACUUGGAUGAGGUCAUCACGCUCAAGUCAAGGUACUCUACCUUGGACCAGGUACAGUCACGAUGCGGCAGCAAAGAGAAUAUCCUGAGAGCCAGUCACAGUGCGGUGGACAUCACUAAGGUGGCGCGGAGACACCGCAUGUCCCCGUUUCCCCUUACCUCCAUGGACAAGGCCUUCAUCACUGUGCUGGAGAUGACUCCUGUUCUGGGCACUGAGAUCAUCAACUACAGAGAUGGAAUGGGUCGAGUACUAGCUCAGGACGUCUAUGCCAAAGACAACCUGCCCCCUUUUCCAGCCUCAGUUAAAGAUGGCUAUGCUGUACGAGCUGCUGACGGCCCAGGAGAUCGCUUCAUCAUUGGGGAGUCCCAGGCUGGGGAGCAGCCCACUCACACAGUGAUGCCAGGCCAGGUGAUGCGGGUGACGACAGGAGCUCCUAUUCCAUGUGGGGCAGACGCUGUAGUGCAAGUAGAAGACACAGAACUGCUGCGGGAGUCUGAAGACGGAACAGAAGAGUUGGAGGUGCGGAUUUUGGUGCAGGCUCGGCCUGGCCAGGACAUCAGGCCAAUAGGUCAUGACAUAAAGCGUGGUGAGUGUGUGCUGGCGAAGGGAACACACAUGGGCCCAUCUGAGAUCGGCCUGCUGGCCACUGUGGGCGUCACAGAGGUGGAGGUGCACAAGUUCCCUGUCGUAGCAGUCAUGUCCACUGGUAAUGAAUUGUUGAACCCUGAAGAUGACCUCCAUCCAGGAAAGAUCAGAGACAGUAACCGAUCUACGCUGUUGGCCACCAUCCAGGAGCAUGGCUACCCCACCAUUAACCUAGGCAUCGUCGGAGACAACCCAGAUGACCUGCUGAAUGCCCUGAAUGAGGGCAUUAGUCGUGCAGAUGUCAUCAUCACGUCGGGAGGAGUGUCCAUGGGAGAGAAGGACUACUUAAAACAGGUUCUGGAUAUUGACCUCCAUGCCCAGAUCCACUUUGGCCGAGUGUUCAUGAAGCCAGGUCUUCCCACCACAUUUGCCACUUUAGACAUUGAUGGCAGUCGGAAGCUCAUCUUUGCUCUGCCAGGUAAUUUCACCUACAGAGACACAGGGGCAACUCUCCUCGAGGCCGUGCCCAUGAGCGACAGCGAGGCCAGCAGGCUGCCUCUGCCUCCUCCCCCACGCCGAAGCAAUCCGGUGUCGGCUGUUGUUACCUGUAACCUCUUUGUUAUCCCUGCCCUACGGAAGAUGCAGGGCAUCCUUGACCCACGACCCACCAUCAUCAAAGCCAGGCUCUCCUGCGACGUUAAGUUGGACCCGCGUCCAGAGUACCACCGCUGUAUAUUGACGUGGCACCACCAGGAACCCCUUCCCUGGGCACAGAGCACAGGAAACCAAAUGAGUAGUCGGCUAAUGAGCAUGCGCAGUGCCAACGGCCUUCUGAUGUUGCCUCCUAAAACAGAGCAAUACGUGGAACUGCACAAGGGCGAGGUGGUGGAUGUCAUGGUCAUAGGACGGCUAUGAUGUCAUCUUAAGGGCACAGACCAGGAAAGAGAGAAAAGUGGUGCAUGUCCACAUAUCAUUUACUAUACUGUAAUAUGCAACGGCACAGCUAGUUUUUAUUGAUUUGGAUAAAGUUGAUCAAGUAUAAUCAACAUUUCAAACAAAUACAAACAUAUGAAAAAUUUAUGGAAAUAAGACUUCAAAGAUAGUAUUUCAAAGAAAG
This is a messenger RNA of Electrophorus electricus (electric eel), 2827 nucleotides long. The record is from RefSeq and is a predicted model, not a curated record. NCBI's taxonomy places the organism in Eukaryota, Metazoa, Chordata, Actinopteri, Gymnotiformes, Gymnotidae.